Messenger RNA from Epinephelus lanceolatus (giant grouper), 1225 nucleotides. RefSeq names its product caveolin-2-like. The record is from RefSeq and is a predicted model, not a curated record. Gene Ontology annotation, biological process: cell differentiation; regulation of cytosolic calcium ion concentration; caveola assembly. Gene Ontology annotation, molecular function: molecular adaptor activity. Lineage: Eukaryota; Metazoa; Chordata; Actinopteri; Perciformes; Serranidae. Gene Ontology annotation, cellular component: focal adhesion; caveola; sarcolemma.
AAGCCGUCCUCCUGCUACGCCCUGCUCAUCCUCCAUAUUUCCAAUGACAUGAUCACAGCAGUCAACCAAGCCGGGACACAGCUGAAGUUAGAGGAAAUGGAGGACCAGAGAUUAAGAGACGAGGGACCAGAAGUGGAACUGAUGGACGUGAAAGUGGAUGUACAAUCUGAUGAUCUGAGUUCCACCCACAGUGACACAAGGCCUCUGAUUCACGACAGAGAUCCCAAAGGAAUCAACAAGAGUCUUAAGGUCACGUUUGAGGAUGUGAUUGCAGAGCCUCCCUCGGUGCGGAGCUUUGAUAAAGUGUGGUUGUGGAGUCAUGCCCUGUUUGAGGUGUCCAGGCUGUGGAUGUACCGCUUCAUCUCCCUCUUCCUGGCAGUGCCGGUCGCAAUGGCAGCAGGGAUUCUCUUCGCUGUGCUCAGCUGCCUUCACAUCUGGUUAAUCAUGCCUUGUGUGCAGCUGCUUCUCAUCAACAUGCACUGGGUUCAGACUGUGUGGGGCAGCAUACUGAACAUUCUCAUCGGACCCUUCUUUACCAGUGUUGGAAAGUGUUGUGGUAGAAUCUCCAUCCAUCUGGCAAAAGAUGAAGACAGAUAGAAAAUCACACUGUGUGUUGAUGUUUUGGCAAAACAGGGGAAAAGCAAAUGGUAACAGACUGCACACUGAUUCCAUAAAGAUUUAAUAUGCAUCAUAAUUGCCUGUGAUUACACUGUGUUAUUGCUCACCUGGCAUGAUGUUUGGCGUGCUGUAUGUACCUGAACAAGCAUGUGUUGGUAGCAAAUGUGGGGUAAAUGGUACUAAAACUAUUUAAUGCACAAUUACAAAAACAAAUAGCAAUUACAUGUAUAAAACAUUGCAAUUCAAUUAGAAAAUGAUCUGUAUAUAAACCCAGACAGAAAGCAGAGGAAGCAACCAUCUCCCAGCACUGCUGAUAAAGUAUAGAGCCACUUAACAGUCUCUGAAUGAAGAAGUGGACUUAAGUUAUCUUUGAGGCUAAACUUUUGCAUUAAUCAUAUUAAUAUUGAAUAUUGUAAUGGCAUCGUAAAUAGGUUGAAUGAAAUCACAUUUGUGAAUGUCAAUAAAUAAUUUGUCUUUCUUUGUUGCAAUGUACUGUUGAGUUUUGUAGAUAAGGUGGACACAAUUUUUUGGUUAAAUUCCAAUUUUAAAUGUUGGACUUUAAAAAGACUGUCACAAAGAGAGCAAAAAAUAAAGUCAAUCAAUUGGG